UGCAACGUGGUCAUUCAUUCAUUUUCAACUCGAAGUCACAAAUGCAAAUUUGUCAAUAUGUUGAAACUAACAUUAAUGCUGUGUUUAGUAUUCGUCGUCACGAAAGGAAUCAUUGCACAUGAUACCUGCUCUGUAAAUUAUGACGAGACGACGUCAAAAAUGCAUUUUGAAUUGGACUGGGUUCCAAACACACAGGGAAUGCCAGGGAGGCCUGGAAAGCGAGGGGUGCAAGGACAGAAGGGUGAGCGUGGAUUCCAGGGUGUGGCUGGUGUAAGAGGAGAAAAGGGAGAGAGAGGACUCAAUGGAGAAAAGGGAUCAAAGGGAAACAAUGGACAUCCAGGUCCUAAAGGUGAAGUCUCGCAAGAAUAUUUGGCAAAUUUAGAAGCCAAAAUGCUGAAGUUUGUGACUCUCCCUUGGGUAGAAGUAAAUGAAAGAUUCUCAUAUUUUUCAAGCUCUUUCUCAAUGACUUGGGAGAAAGGGAAAACAUAUUGUGAAGAAAGGAAUGCUCAUCUGGCAUACAUGGGACCAAGAGACUCAGGCAUUUUAAAUUCUAUAGAGGGAAAUUUGAAGUUGAUCGCCCGUCAUAAUUUCUAUUGGAUCGGGCUAAAACGACAAGCAAAUGGGAACUACCAAUGGACUGAUGGUGUUGUGGCUGAGAGAAAUCCAUGGACUACCACAGUAGGGUGCCCUGGUUCUGGUGACUGUGUUGGGAUACAUGCGGGAUGUGAUAAGCUUUCAAGGGCAAGUUGCAGCUGGACUAUGAAAGUCCUGUGUGAAAUUGACUUUGGACAACAAUAACUUACUUUGGAACUUGAGAUUUGAGUUGCAAAAUCUCACAUCAUAAACUAAUGAAACUUAUGUGAUUAUUACAAUAUCCCUCUCUCUCUGUAUAUUUAUAUAUAUAGAUAUGACUGUUUAACUAUAAUAUGGCUUAGCAGUUCAGAUGGCACAUCUUGCUAAAUGUUUACAUCUCACUUCUGACGGCCUGCGUGGGUUCGCAGAUUCAAAUUUUGUACGGAUAAUUAUAUAAGGCAUAGAAAGUGUUAGAUUGUGAUGGCAUUGCAGGUCAAAACCCCUGGUUUCAUUUCCCCACCUAACUCAGGGUGUAAAAAAUUGGGUAACCAUUCCAAACAGAGAAAAUUCUGGACCUUCCAAAAAUAAUAGGGCAUGGUCUUGUUUGGAGCAAAAGGUGUAUGAAUCCAGACCUGGGAAGUCACACCAGAAAUUUUAUUAUCACAAACAAUUUCAACACUAUGAUACAUUUGGAGCAACAGUGAAAAAAAUAAUUCAAAAAUUAUUGGUUGGUCAGUAUUUGUGAUGGUCACUAUGCAAGACCGGAUAGGUCACGGAGCGGGAGCCCAUGCUGUAUAUAAGAUAUCAUUCAUGAAGCUAGCAUAUUUACACAAUGUGGCAACUGCAAGGCCAAUAUUUUUGUUUGGCCAACAUUUUAAGCUUGAUUGCAGGUUUUGUUUGCUGUUCUGACAUAUUUAUUCAUGUUUUUAUCAUCCAUGCAUUUGAGGUUUUAAAACGAAUAGGGAAACGUGAAAAUUUCAAAAAUGUUUUAUUCGAAAAUGCUACAAAGAAAUAAGUAAUCUUUAAGCUGGUAUCUAAUCACAGUUAAAAGCAAAAGUCUAUAAAACUUGGUAUUCCCUAGUCUAUAAAACUUGGUAUUCCCUAAUCAAUAAAAAAUUAAAGAAUGAAAAUGCAAAAAUACAUGUUUUUCUCAAUUUCGAAAACGAAGUUUUCAAGUUUCCCAAUUUUAGGUUAAAGUGCUUAGAUUGCCUUUAAAUGUUUAUUGUCUGUUACAAAGUCAAAAUAAACUCACUUAUUAGCGAUUAUUUGUACAAAGUAAUAAAAU
This is a messenger RNA of Styela clava, 1858 nucleotides long. NCBI's taxonomy places the organism in Eukaryota, Metazoa, Chordata, Ascidiacea, Stolidobranchia, Styelidae. The record is from RefSeq and is a predicted model, not a curated record.